AUGGACCCAGUGUCUGCAUGGAUUCUUGGCCGAAGGGUGAUCCCCUCCUCGUCGCUUGGACGAGAGCGCUCCCUGUUCGGAUGGGCUGAUCUGCCGCAACCGCCCUUCCAGAAACUCAGCGGAGGAUCACCUUACCUCGAGGCAAGAGACGCGUUCUGGAUGGCUGCCCGGCACUCUACGCGUGCUGUUGAUGUCGCCUCCCAUCGCCCGAGGACGUCGCCACCCGCUGAAGCCCAUUGGGCAGCGACAGCGGCCAAGGAGGUCGAUGACCCCUGGCACGACAGAGAGGUGAGCGAGCGACCGUGA
Thyridium curvatum is the source of this 306-nucleotide messenger RNA. RefSeq lists its product as uncharacterized. The transcript has a single exon. The coding region runs from base 1 to 306 and encodes 101 amino acids. NCBI's taxonomy places the organism in Eukaryota, Fungi, Ascomycota, Sordariomycetes, Thyridiales, Thyridiaceae. The record is from RefSeq and is a predicted model, not a curated record.